AUGAUUUCUUCUAAUAUCAGUGCCGCAUGGCUGUGCUGGACUCUGGUUUCCGGGUUGAGAGCCGUCGAGGCGCAAGACAAUGGUGGUGGAGGCAGUGUGCCCUCCACAGAUGGGAAUGCGAAUUCUGGAGGAGGCAAUGGAGGAUUUGGUAAUGGCAGCCACAGAGGCGGAAGACGAUUUGGGCAUCAAUCGGGCUUCCGCAAUGGCGGUCGUUUUGGCAGUGGAAGGAAUGAUGGGCAGCAAGGUGGCGACCAAACUGCAACAAACGACUCUAGCGGCGAAGUUGACAAUAAGGACACAGAGGGCGUUCUGAUUUCGUCCUCGCCUACAACCUUUUUCAUGCCUCUGGAGACAUCAGCAGCGCCGGCAAGUAUUACAGUGGAGACAACAGCUUUGCCGGAGGCAAAGAACGGUCUCCAUACAGCGUCUUCAAGACCUACCGGAUCCUUUGGAAAGCCCUCCAGCGUUGUAGACAUGCUCUCAAUGCUCCAAUCUAGCCCAGCAACUCUUGUUGGAAUACCUUACGUGGCCCCCUCUAUUUCUGAGAUCGUCCAAAGCCUAUCGUCCCUUUCCGUGCCAGGGCCACACUCCUCAUUGAGGCCGGUAUCUUCUCUUACGACCACUCGACUCACAGUGACGUCUUCGAAAACCGUCUACGUGAACUCAACUCCUCUUUCAUUUCCGGAAUCUGCCCUAGCAGAAGCGAACUCCUCCGCUUCCACUCAAGCUACACAGGCUCCUUCACUGGACCUCGCGCCCCUUCCAACCUCCUCGUUGAAGCCUUUCAGCGGUGGCGAAAAAGCAGGUGUGGGCAUCGGCAUCACGCUUGCCAUACUCGUUAUUGUCGGUGCCAUCGCAUACGAAUUCCACCGUCGAAGCAAGAUGAAGGCUCAUGAGUCUCUAGGGAGCGAGACAGGCAGUCAACAUGAAGGUUCUCCUCCACGUCGCAGUGUGCUCACGAGUGCAUUCACGAGCUUUUUUGGUCCACAUGAUAAACGCGAGCAAAAGGGCGAUCCUGAAUGGAGCAUUGAGUCCGCGGAGAAGGUAUCUAUUGUUCGUGCCGGGAGUGUGAAGUCAGUCGAGUCACAAACGCGACCUAUAACUCCUCCGCUACCCAGUCUUCCAUUGUCUGGGCCGAGACAUGCGCCUUCAGGUAGCGACACAGAACUUUUAAAGGUCGGUAUGAGGGUUCCGGAGCGUAAGCCGACCCCAGGGCUGGCUGAUAUGGCGUUGAGGAGCAAUCCACCGGUGUCUCCGGGUUCGUUCCCGAGUCCACCCCGAGCUGGGAAGACUGGGAGCUGGCCGUUACCAGAAUAG
Messenger RNA from Paraphaeosphaeria sporulosa, 1317 nucleotides. RefSeq lists its product as uncharacterized. Lineage: Eukaryota; Fungi; Ascomycota; Dothideomycetes; Pleosporales; Didymosphaeriaceae. The record is from RefSeq and is a predicted model, not a curated record. The transcript is spliced from 2 exons. The coding region runs from base 1 to 1317 and encodes 438 amino acids.